This is a messenger RNA of Heterobilharzia americana, 1428 nucleotides long. Lineage: Eukaryota; Metazoa; Platyhelminthes; Trematoda; Strigeidida; Schistosomatidae. The record is from the annotation of a GenBank genome assembly.
AUGGGUGAUCUACUCAAGUUUUUCAAGUCCAAAAAUGUGGACAGGAAAUUCGCUAAGUUAGGCGAAGGCCAUCGACUAAGCGAUGCCAGCGUUGGUCACUCCGGUACAUCAGUUUCCAAAAAUAAGAAAGAGUUUACGUCUUCGCUACGGUCAGCAUCAUCGUCCGGAUCAGCAGAAGCAGCAAUGUCCAGGUUAUCGAUCUCAAGGCCCCAGAACACUUGCGUUCACACAGAGACCUCUACUCAAGGUGGUGAAAACCUGUGGCAUCAAUCAGUUGAAGUAGAACCCACACAGCAACACAUAGUGAAUGCAGAAAAACCUGCAGUUAUUUCAAAACUUUUGUUCUGGUGUCCUAAACUGUUUGGUGAUGCAGUGAUCGGAUCGCGAGAUGAAGUGGAACAGGCUAUUCACAAUUAUCUUUUAUCUGAAUCCAGUUUUAAUGCAAGUGAAGCUGUAGUGUUAAUGUUGAUACGAGGAUUGGAAAGAAGCAAACCUCCAUCGUCAUCCAAUAUUUCGAUCUCCAUUCGUGAAAUAAGAGAGAAUAGAAAGCAGAAUAUUAUUCGGAUUUUACAGAAUCUUAUUCGUUCUCCAGAAAAUCUUGUUUAUCGACGUUUACGUGCUUCGAACAAGUUAAUACAAGAUCUGCUUUCUGUCGAUGGGGUAGAGCAGUUUUUGACAGCAUGUAAUUUCAAGAAGCAGUUGUUACCUAUCACACAUCCAACUGAGCCAAAUCAAAGUAAUGGAGACUCAGUGAUCCAGUCAACUGAGGAAAUAGCUGAAAAUGAAGUCUUUUAUGUAGUAUCUGAAGAAGAUGCACAAGAUCGAGAGUACUUAGAAAAGUUAUUGAAUCUUUUAAUGACAGCUGAUUCCAUCUUCCCUGAAUUAUAUCGCGAUACAAAAGUGUUUAGAGCUACUGGUCGAGCCGUAUCAUGUGUUUCUCGGGACCACCUACCUGAUGAUUUUUUUAUUCUAACGAAAGAAGAACUUCGCAAAUGCAUUGACCAACAAAGACAAAUUAUAGAGGAAAGUGGUAUGCUGCUUACUAAAGCAAUGAGAGAACGUUUGAAAACCCAAGGCAUGAAGUCAUUUCGUUACGCUGUCAUUCGUGUCAGGUUUCCAGACAAUCUUAUUCUUCAGGUCAGUUUAUUUUAUGCUGUUGACACACUCCUGUCAGUUCGACAGUGGGUUUCAGAAUGUUUAGCUGAACCACUUUCAUUUCGUUUGUACUCCCCACCAAGUCUUGAAAUUGCAGCACGUUUAAAAGCGCCUCCGACAACAUAUAUUGAGUUAACAGAUGACAAUGCUAGUGUAGCCGAAUUGGGUUUAGCACCUUCUAGCCUGAUCAACCUAAUCUUCGAAGAUGGUCAAAAGCUUAACUCCAGUAGUCCACUACGACGUGAUUUGAGUAAAUUUAUUGAAAUACUGUAG